CGCUCUUUCUUCUUCCUCUCACUCAUCUUUAUAUUCCGCAAAAAAAUUAAGAAAGGCGUGAGAAGAAGAUUUUGGGGGGAAAAUGGAAAAGGACUACAGCGGCGAAGGCGACGGUGAGGUCUCGGCGGUGGUGACGGAGCAGCAGCAGCCAAACUCCGAUGAAACUUAUCUCACCACUUAUCAUCUUGCCGCAACGCCUUCCGGCCUGACUCAGGACGAGUUCGACGAGUUGAGGGACUUAGUAGCGGAGUUCCACAUGUACAAACUCAGCCGCGGCCGGUGCUCCUCCUUACUGGCGCAGCGCGUGCAGGCGCCGCCGGAUACCGUGUGGUCCAUCGUACGGCGGUUCGACAAGCCGCAGAGUUACAAGCACUUCAUCAAGAGCUGUACGGUGAGCGAAGGAUUCACAAUGAAGCUAGGUUGUACGAGAGAGGUUAAUGUAAUCUCAGGCCUACCAGCGGAUACGAGUAAGGAGAGACUCGAUAUUCACGACGACGAGCGGCGCGUCAUCGGAUUCAGCAUCAUCGGCGGUGAGCACCGCCUCCGGAAUUACCGUUCGGUGACUUCGGUGCAUCAGUUGGAGCGGGACGGCAAGAUCUGGAGCGUGGUUUUGGAAUCGUACGCGGUGGAUGUUCCGCCGGGGAAUACGGAGGAGGAUGCUCGUUUGUUCGCGGAUACGGUUGUGAAACUGAAUCUACAGAAAUUGGCGUCCGUCGCCGAAGCGAUGAAUCGUGGAGAUAAUCGGUGAGUCAAGGGCACCAAGAGACAAGUGGGCUUGGAUUGCGGUGUACAAAGCUCCCGAAACGGCGUCGUUUAGUAAAUUUCUUCUCUUUUAUUUAUUUUAUUGUGUAAAAUAUUUCAAGAGUAUUUGAUCAUCGUGGAAUAAUUGUGAAAUUAAAAUUAUCAUAAAA
Messenger RNA from Cucurbita moschata (crookneck pumpkin), 911 nucleotides. Its product is annotated as abscisic acid receptor PYR1-like. Gene Ontology annotation, biological process: abscisic acid-activated signaling pathway. The transcript has 2 exons. The record is from RefSeq and is a predicted model, not a curated record. NCBI's taxonomy places the organism in Eukaryota, Viridiplantae, Streptophyta, Magnoliopsida, Cucurbitales, Cucurbitaceae. Bases 83 to 748 code for a protein of 221 amino acids. Gene Ontology annotation, cellular component: nucleus; cytoplasm. Gene Ontology annotation, molecular function: protein phosphatase inhibitor activity; signaling receptor activity; abscisic acid binding.